Messenger RNA from Ipomoea triloba (trilobed morning glory), 3729 nucleotides. RefSeq names its product calmodulin-binding transcription activator 3-like. Gene Ontology annotation, molecular function: transcription coregulator activity; double-stranded DNA binding; protein binding. Gene Ontology annotation, cellular component: nucleus. Bases 256 to 3414 code for a protein of 1052 amino acids. The record is from RefSeq and is a predicted model, not a curated record. Gene Ontology annotation, biological process: regulation of transcription by RNA polymerase II. Lineage: Eukaryota; Viridiplantae; Streptophyta; Magnoliopsida; Solanales; Convolvulaceae. The transcript is spliced from 13 exons.
GGCCCCCUCACUCUCCCCCACCACCGGAAACCACCUUCCUCCCUUGCUUCUUCCCUUCUCUUCUCCGCUUUCAUUUUUCCUCAUAUAAUCCCCUUUCUCUUGUCUUUUUCUCUUUUGUCCCCCCAGAAGUUUUACCUUUUAUGGCUCCGUACCGUACUAAGCUUUCAUGAUUGCACCUAGAAAUUCGAUUUGGUAAGUUCGGGCUGAUGCUUAUUGAGAUAUACGGAGCUUUUUGAACAAUCCAGAGCUGCUUUCAUGGCGACGGAGAGUCGACGUUAUGGCCUUAAUGCUCAAUUAGAUAUUGAUCAGAUACUCUUAGAAGCGCAACACAGAUGGCUUCGCCCAGCUGAAAUUUGUGAAAUACUUAAAAAUUACCAGAAGUUUCAGAUUGCUCCUGAGCCUCCAAACACGCCACCAAAUGGUUCACUGUUUCUUUUUGACCGGAAGGUGUUACGUUAUUUUCGAAAAGAUGGGCACAAGUGGCGGAAGAAAAAGGAUGGGAAGACUGUUAAGGAGGCUCAUGAAAGGCUGAAGGCUGGAAGCAUUGAUGUGCUGCAUUGUUAUUAUGCUCAUGGAGAAGAGAAUGAAAAUUUUCAAAGGCGUAGCUACUGGAUGCUUGAAGAGGAGAUGUCACACAUUGUUCUGGUUCAUUACCGGGAAGUAAAGGGCAACAGGGUAAAUUUUAACCAUGUCAAAGAAUCUCAAAUAGCAAUUCCUGGUUACCAGGAAAGUGAAGAUACAACUAGCCUGAACAGUGCCGUGGCCUCAGAAUAUGAAGAUGCUGAAUCAGUAUACAUUCAGCAAAAGAAUCCUGUAGCCCACUCUUUUCUUGAAGUUCAGUCAAGUAUGAUGCAGAAGGCACAAGAUAAACUCUCUGUUUCAUUAUAUCCAGGCCCUCUUGCAAAUGAUCAUCAAGGACAGUUUUCAGCUAUUUCUGGCAUAAACUUUCCCUCAAUUGUGCAAGGUAACCAAAACAGAAAUACUGCAAAUAUAUAUGUGCCUUGCCAAGGACAUGGUUUCACUUCAUGGAAGAACAUUGAGGAAACCAGUACUGCUAGAUAUCAACCUGCACUUUCCUCAAUGAACUCUGAUACAAUCAGUGCAGUGCAAGGUCAAGAAGAUACUACUAUUGGUUUUACAAAUAACCUUGGUAAUAAACAGAAGCUCAUGAACUGUGUCUAUGCCCUUGAAGAAUGGCAGACAUCUGAAGGCGAUUCCUUGCAAUCAUCAAAAUGGUCUGUGGAUCAAAAGUUGAAUCCAGAUCAAGCAUGUGAUUUUAGCACCAAGCAGAAACCGAUGGAAUUUUGUGAUUUUCCUACUAAGCAUAAGCAUCCUAUGCAAAAUGAUCAACAGGUGCAGCUUACUGAUGCAGAUGGUGGGAACUUUGCCAAAACCAAGUUAGAUAGUGAUCUCAACAUGAGGAUUAACACUGAUCAUUCAGCUCUAAAGCAACCUUUGUUAAAUGGCUUUCUAAGACAAGAGCUGAAGAAACUUGACAGCUUUGAUCGUUGGGUAAAUAAGGAACUUGAAGAUGUAAAUGAGCCACACAUGCAAACCAGUUCUGGAAACUAUUGGGAUAAUGUUGGGAAUGAAGAUGGAGUUGAUGAAUCCACUAUUGCUUCCCAAGUACAGCAGGACACCUAUGUGCUUAGCCCCUCCCUUUCCCAAGACCAGUUCUUUAGCAUUACUGAAUUCUCACCAAACUGGGCAUAUGCUGGCACAGAGAUCAAGAUUCGAAUUACUGGGAGAUUCUUAAAGUCUCAGCAAGAAGUGGACAAGUGUAAUUGGGCAUGCAUGUUUGGUGAGCUGGAGGUUCCAGCUGAGGUUAUAUCAGAUGGGGUGCUUCGUUGCCUUACACCUAUGCAGAAGGUAGGGAGAGUUCCCUUCUAUGUCACAUGCUCCAAUAGGUUAGCAUGUAGUGAAGUGAGAGAAUUUGAAUUCCGGGUUAACGAGAUUGAAAGUGCAAAUAGUGGAAGCUCUAAAGAAAGUCUUCUUAAUAUGAGGUUUGGGAAUUUAUUGUCUUUGGAAUCUGUCAGUUUCGAGAACUCUGUCCCAGGCAACAUGGAUUAUGUGUCUCACCUUACCAGUACAAUCAAUUCAUUGCUGAAAGAGGACAACAGUGAAUGGGAACAUAUGUUUCCCCAUACUUCUGAGGACCAGCUGCACCAAAAGUUUCUAAAGGAGAAAUUGCGCCUUUGGCUCCUUCAAAAGGUUGUGGAAGGUGGGAAAGGCCCUAAUGUACUGGAUGAGAGUGGUCAAGGGGUUCUGCAUUUUGCAGCUGCUCUUGAUUAUGACUGGGCUAUACCGCCAACUUUAGUUGCAGGAGUAAAUGUUAACUUCCGAGAUGUAAAUGGAUGGACCGCCCUUCAUUGGGCAGCAUUCUGUGGGAGAGAGCGGAUGGUAGUUUUCCUCAUCGCUUUAGGUGCAGCUCCAGGAGCGUUGACAGAUCCCACUCCUCAACAUCCUUCAGGUAGAACACCUGCUGACUUAGCAUCAAGCAAUGGGCACAAAGGAAUUGCUGGCUAUCUAGCAGAAGCAUCCUUAAGUACCCACCUUUCAUCCCUUGAGUUGAAGGAAAAUAAAGAGGAUAAAAAUGGAGAUGCCUCUGGGGUAAAAGCUAUCCAUGGGGUUUCUGAACGGGCUGCUACUCCUGUUAAUGAUGGUGAUUUGCCUUAUGGACUGUCAUUAAAGGACUCACUAGCUGCUGUCCGAAAUGCAACCCAAGCAGCUGCUCGCAUUCAUCAAGUUUUCAGAGUCCAAUCAUUCCAGAGGAAGCAGAUAAAAGAAUAUGGUGAUGGUGAAGUUGGACUGUCAGAUGAGCGUGCCCUUUCACUUCUUGCUGUGAGGAAGAACAGAGCAGGACAAAAUAAUGAACCUUUGCAUGUUGCUGCAAUGCGCAUACAAAACAAAUUUCGCAGCUGGAAGGGACGAAAAGAUUUUCUUCUAAUUCGACAGCAAAUUAUUAAAAUUCAGGCACAUGUAAGAGGACACCAGGUGAGGAAGAACUAUAGAAAGAUAACCUGGUCAGUUGGAAUCCUGGAGAAGGUAAUUUUGCGAUGGAGACGAAAAGGAAGUGGCUUGCGUGGGUUUAAGUCAGAAGCACUUGCUGCUGAAGGGCACAACAUGCAAGAUCAACCUAAGCAAGAGGAUGACUAUGAUUUUCUUAAAGAAGGGAGAAAACAAACCGAGGAGAGGCUGCAGAAGGCUCUUGCCAGGGUACAAUCCAUGGUUCAAUAUCCCGAGGCUAGAGAUCAAUACCGAAGACUGCUAAAUGUUGUCUCUGAGAUGCAGGAAACUAAGAAUAAAUAUGACAAGGUCUUGAAACGUUCAGGCCGCACAUAUGAUUUUGAUGAAGACCUGAUGGAACUGGAAGCUUUCUUGAAUGAUGACACAUUCAUGCCCACAGCAUCUUGAAUCAUGUGCUAUUAAAAACUUAUAUUAAGUCUGGUUUUGUGCAUAACUUAAUUAACUAGUGAGGGCUUAUACAUAGGUUACCUGACAAACGCGUAGAUGUGCUCUGACUAGGUAUAUUAAUUUGGCUGGGAUUGAUAUUUUACAGUCAUUGCAAUGUAUCAUGUAUGGGACAUUUUCUAGAUUUACUUUAUCAACUAGGCUAAUGAAACUGUACUACCAAAUCCAUGUAUUUAUGAAUUAGCCAAUGUACAAAAAAUAAUGUAUUCAUUUUGCAUGCUUAAAUAGGUGAAUUAAUACAUUUUAUGUAUUCAAAAA